Brassica rapa (field mustard) is the source of this 2462-nucleotide messenger RNA. Its product is annotated as transcription factor RAX3. Lineage: Eukaryota; Viridiplantae; Streptophyta; Magnoliopsida; Brassicales; Brassicaceae. The record is from RefSeq and is a predicted model, not a curated record.
AGUCCAUUUUUACUACAUUAUAAUAAUUGAUUAAAAGUAUUUGCAAUGUUGUAGCCAUUACUAUACAUUUAUAUUUUUUUGCCAAAGGAUUUACUAUUUAUAUUAGAUAAGUAAAUCAUACUCCUUAAGGACCUAAACUGCGGAUCAGAUAUUAUAAAAGAUUAGACAAUAUUAGCAUUCUCGCUAGGAAUGAAAUUCUAUAGCGUCCAGUAUCAUAAAAUAAUUAUUAUUAUUAUGCGUAUAAAAUUACUAGAAAUAGAAACAUAGAAUGGCAGAAUUAAAAAAAAAUAACACACUGGAAGUAAUAAACAGUGAUAAGACAACGAUUAAUUUUAACAUAAAGCUGCAGUGGCCUAUGUAGGAUACAUUUCCGAGUUCUGUAUAAUAUAUCUAUUUUUAGACAAAAGAAUAAAAAAAAUGAUUAUAAACUGAUAAUUUAAUGCAACUCAUGCAAUCAUACUACAAAAUACAUUCCAUAUAUAUCCAUCUUAUUAUUUCAACUUAGCAAAUUCAUUAAAAAAAAUUUAAAUAGAUCAUCCAUAUUAAUGGAAUGUAAUACAAUAUUAUCAAGUUAUAUGAUCACAGCCUCAAAUCGAGAGUUAAGGGAGGGAGGAUUUGGGGGGAGAGGGAGUAAGAGACAAAGAGUCAAAGGGUGGGGGCGGCUAAGAAAACAUUAUCAUUUAUGGUGUUUAUUGUUACACAUAUAUAUGGGGAUCAUUAGGAAAAUUAUCUUAAUAAAAAAUAGAUUUCUUAAUUAAAUUAAUAAUAAUAUUGAAUCGAUCUAGAUGCUGAUGUAGAAGCAAAGACAAAGGAGAAAAACACUAGUCUCCCCCUUCUUUGUUAUUUCUAAAUCCUACUAGUAUUAUAUCACAUAAUUUAUUUCAUCAAAAUUUUCAAUUCCAUAAAGUAACUUUUGAUUCAUUUUUGUUUGUUUUAAUUCCUACUUUUGACAUCUUCAUCACAUGAAGGACUAUCUCCUCCAGCUAUUAUAUACUCUCUCUCUUCUUUUUAUUUUCUUCAUUCACAUAUACUUUUCUCCAUUACACACAUUUCCAUGUAUCUAUAUAUAAGAACCUCACACACACGCAAUCACACACCAUCCUCCUCCUUCUCCUCAUCAGCAUAACUGAGAAAGAGAGAAAGAUACAACAAGAAUAACGAAUCAAGAAGAUGGGAAGAGCACCGUGUUGUGACAAGGCUAACGUGAAGAAAGGGCCGUGGUCUCCUGAAGAAGACGCAAAACUCAAAGAUUACAUCGAGAAUAAUGGCACAGGCGGCAACUGGAUUGCGUUGCCUCAGAAGAUUGGUCUAAGAAGAUGUGGGAAGAGUUGCAGACUAAGGUGGCUCAACUAUUUGAGACCAAACAUCAAACAUGGUGGCUUCUCUGAGGAAGAGGACAACAUCAUUUGUAAUCUCUAUGUUACCAUUGGUAGCAGGUGGUCUAUAAUUGCUGCACAAUUGCCUGGAAGAACAGACAAUGAUAUCAAGAACUAUUGGAACACGAGGCUGAAGAAGAAGCUUCUUAACAAACAAAGAAAAGAGUACCAAGAAGCUCGGAUGAAGCAAGAUAUGGUGAUGAUAAAGCGACAAGAACAAGGACAAGGCCAAAGUAAUGCUAGUAGGGAUCUUUAUUCGAACAGCAUGUUUGGAUCAUCACCAUGGCCAUUACUACCUCAGCUUCCCUCUCCUCACCAUCAAGUACCUCUUGUCAUGAUGGAACCAACAAGCUGCAAUUACUAUCAAAUGACACCGUCUUGCAACUUCGAACAAAAGCCACUGAUCACACUCAAGAACAUGGUCAAGACUGAAGAAGAACCGGAGAGAACAAACCCUGAUCAUCAUCACCCUGAAUAUUCUAUCACAAACCCUUUUGAUUUCUCCUUCUCUCAGCUUUUGUUAGAUCCUAAUUACUACCUGGAGCCAGUAGGAGGAGAAGGAGAGCUUGCGAUCACGAGUAGCAGCACCAACUCUCCAUUACCAAACACAAGUGCUGAUCACCAUCAACAACAACAAGAGAUUCUUCAAUGGUUUGGGAGUAGUAAUUUUCAGACAGAAGCAGUCAAUGAUAUGUUCUUAAGCAACAACGACAUAGCAAAUCUUGAGACCAACGAGAACACAAAAUUCUAUGGAAACUUGCCAGUGGCCGGAGCCGCAGCAGCUUUAGCCGGAGGAACGACGAGUACAUCGGCGGAUCAAAGCACAAUAAGUUGGGAGGACAUAACCUCUCUUGUCAAUUCCGAUGAUGCAAGUUACUUCAAUGGGCCAAAUCAUUUGUAACUUAAAAAUAUAUAUAUUUUUACUAAUAUAUAAAGAGGGUUUUUUUUUGUAUAAAUGUGUGUUCUAAGGGAGUGGUAAAAAACAUAUGGAUUUAGAUUAAUAUUCAUGAAGACAUUUUUUUAUUUUAGUUUCGAGUCAGCUUUAUUCACGACCAAUAUAUAUGAUCUUUUGAGUUUUUAUGAUUA